GCGGUCCAGAGGCCCAGAGCUGCAAGGACCAGAUGCGCACAAAUGUCAUCAAUGAGAUCCUCAGCACUGAGCGGGACUACAUCAAGCACCUUCGCGACAUCUGUGAGGGCUAUGUCCGCCAGUGCCGCAAGCGGGAGGAUAUGUUCAGUGAAGAGCAGCUGCGCACCAUCUUUGGGAACAUCGAGGACAUCUACCGCUGCCAAAAGGCGUUUGUGAAAGCUUUGGAGCAGAAGUUCAACACAGAGCGGCCACACCUGAGCGAGCUGGGUGCCUGCUUUCUGGAACACCAAGCAGACUUCCAGAUCUAUUCUGAGUACUGCAACAACCAUCCCAAUGCCUGCGUGGAGCUCUCCCGCCUCACCAAGCUCAGCAAGUACGUGUACUUCUUCGAGGCCUGCCGGCUGCUGCAAAGAAUGAUUGACAUCUCGCUGGAUGGCUUUCUACUGACCCCAGUGCAGAAGAUCUGCAAGUACCCCCUCCAGUUGGCGGAGCUGCUCAAGUACACGCACCCCAGCUCCAGGGACUUUAAAAAUGUCGAAGCCGCCUUGCACGCCAUGAAGAAUGUGGCCCAGCUCAUCAACGAACGGAAACGAAGGCUUGAAAACAUCGACAAGAUUGCUCAAUGGCAGAGCUCCAUAGAGGACUGGGAGGGGGAAGACCUCCUGGUCAGGAGCUCGGAACUCAUCCACUCGGGGGAGCUGACCCGUGUUACACAGCCUCAAGCCAGGAGUCAGCAGAGAAUGUUUUUUCUCUUUGACCGUCAGCUCAUCUACUGUAAAAAGGAUCUGCUCCGCCGGGACGUGCUAUACUACAAGGGCCGGCUGGACAUGGAUGACCUGGAGGUGAUAGAUGUGGAAGAUGGGAAGGACCGAGACCUCCACGUGAGCGUCAAGAAUGCCUUCCGUCUGUACUGUGGUACCACCGGGGACAGCCACUUACUGUGUGCCAGGAAACCAGAACAGAAGCAGCGCUGGCUGAAGGCCUUUGCCAGAGAGAGGGAGCAGGUGCGGCUGGACCAGGAGACAGGCUUCUCCAUCACCGAGCUUCAGAGGAAGCAGGCCAUGCUGAACGCCAGCAAGCAGCAGGCCACAGGGAAGCCUAAAGCUGUUGGCAGGCCAGGAUACCUAACCCGCCACAAGCAUCCAUCACUGCCUGCCAGCCGGCCCCAGCAGCAGGUGUUGGUGCUAGCAGAGCCCAGGCGGAAGCCGUCUAACUUCUGGCACAGCAUCAGCCGACUGGCGCCCUUCCGCAAGUGAGCCAGCACCCAUCAGACAACCUGACGGCACUUUGUGGAACCGUCCUUUCCUCUCUGAUGCCUACACUACCAGGCCCUCUGCCUGUUUUACAAACUGGAAGCGAACAGGCGCAGCGUCACGCUGUAUGAUGGCUGGGCCCUGCCUCUGGCCCCUUCCCCACGGCUCGUGUGCAGGAACCAGCCUCUGCCUAUACUCUAGACCUACGCAGAGCCACCAUCAAUGGUAAGCCUGCACGCCACAGUUCAGAACCUCUGGCCAGGCUGUGCACAUAGGCUCAUCUGCUCUGGACAUUCUUUGGAAACUUUAUCAUCUCCAUUCCUGUUUCCUCUGCGUAGGAGACCAAACUCUGUGGCCAUGAGCCACCUGCCAAAGCAGGUGUGUGACCCUCUGCUCUUCAUUUGUCUGUUCAGGCCCCUAGCGCACUUGCAACCUGAGAGGUCCAGGACCAGGCAUUCAGCCCUCCUAACUCUACCUAUAGCUGUCCUUAAGCCUCCUGGUCCCUCUAUACACUGCUGGCUGCCAGACGCCCUCUUUACUUGUGACAUGUGUAACAAGAACAAAACCGUACAGUCAACUCUGUACCUGGUUCCGGGUUAGUGACAGUUCCCUGUAGCUGGGGUGGCUGCGCACACACCACACCCACUCCCUGUUCAUUAUGAAUUUGGUCGUGUUGUUUCUCUAAUACUGGAGAAUUGUUAAUGACACAGAAAGAUUGCCUUACCCUAGUAUGUGUGAGAAGCCAUAAGGACUGAACUCUGUGACCCAGCAUGGCCGGCCUGCACGUGGUGCAGAGCCUGCAGGACUCGGAAGCAUGGAGUCACUCUUGCGCUGCAUCUUCUCUAAUCCAAAAGCCACAUUUAAUUUCAUAAAGAAACAAAUGAAAAGCAA
Molecule: messenger RNA, 2144 nt
Organism: Arvicanthis niloticus (Nile rat)
Lineage: Eukaryota; Metazoa; Chordata; Mammalia; Rodentia; Muridae
Product: rho guanine nucleotide exchange factor 4-like
Biological process (GO): intracellular signal transduction
Molecular function (GO): guanyl-nucleotide exchange factor activity
Source: RefSeq, a predicted model, not a curated record